This is a messenger RNA of Brassica oleracea var. oleracea, 450 nucleotides long. RefSeq lists its product as uncharacterized. NCBI's taxonomy places the organism in Eukaryota, Viridiplantae, Streptophyta, Magnoliopsida, Brassicales, Brassicaceae. The record is from RefSeq and is a predicted model, not a curated record. Bases 1 to 450 code for a protein of 149 amino acids. The transcript has a single exon.
AUGUCCCAGUUCCUCAUAGAGUGUCCAAUGUCUCAACAAGAUCGUUCUAGUGCUUCUACGACCAACCUCCUUCCUGUGGUCAUGAACGGUGACUAUUACGGCGGAUCAUCGGCUGCAGUUCCCUUCAAAUGGGAAUCUCAGCCCGGAACUCCGAGACAACGACAUUCUCCGGUCUCACCUCCACUCACACCUCCUCCUUCCUACUUCUACGCUUCUCCUUCCUCUACAAAACCUGUAAACCCUAGAAAACCCAACACUCACCUCGGUUCCGUGUUCAACAAGAAUCGUGGCGCCCCAUCUUCUCCAGCUGCUUCAUCUUCGUCAUCCUCGUCUACAACAUCUUCUGUGCCAUCUUCUCCGCUGAGAACACAUGAUUUGUACGGAAGGAACAGCCCUAGAUCACUGUGGUCCGGAUCUAAACAUUAUCGUGCUAAAUCUUCCGGAUGUUAG